AGUUUUUUGAGCUUUUUCUGUGAAUCGAUGUUGAGCGCACUUCUGAUGCCUGUGGUGUUUUUGUUCUCUGGUGUACUUGAUACACUUUGCACCCAGCAACUUGUGUACCAGGGUGCUUCUGAUAUGCGUUCUAUGUUUAGCAUUUUUUCGUACUAUUUUGCACAAGCGUUAAUUGGCAUAACACCUAUUAAGUUCAGUGAUGAAGUUGGUGUUAUCACAGUCGUCGAUUUAGAAAGUUCAGGUUCAUUAGAGAACGAAGUAGAUAAGCAUAUUCAAGUAGCGAAAAAUAUGAAAAAGUUGAAAAUGCUCUAUGUGUUAUCAGCCCUUCUGGACAUUGCAGGAUACGUGAUUCGAACAAUUGGAAUGGUGUAUUGUGGGAGCGGUCUUUUCCAAGUGGCAUUCAGUUCGGUGGCCAUUUUCAGUGCGAUUUAUUCUCAUUUUCUUUUGAAAACCUACAUUUCCAACAUGCAAUGGCUCGGUAUUUUAGUUGUCACUUUUGGUCUCUGCAUCUCUCCUCUCUCGGGAAGCACUGUUACAGGCUCUCCCUACAUCGGCAUUUGCUUAACUCUCUUAGGAGCCCAAUUCUACGCGUUGAGCUACAUCGUGAAUGAAAUGAUCUUACGAAUCCCCGGCAAUAAAGGAAGCAAAGAAAUCUGCAAGAACGUGGGGCUGCUUAAUACCUUCUUGUGUCUUCUCGUGAUUCUGUUGGACACAAUUCCCAAUCGCGAGCAACUCGUUUUUUCUCCUCUCCGAGCGCGCCACGCCACGCUCCAAGAAGUGCUGAUCUCCACUGCUGUGUAUAUUGGGUCCCAUACGCUGCACUCCUAUGCUCUGUAUUCGGUGCAGGGAAUUCUGGGAGCGAUUUGGACGGGGUUGUUGCAGUGUAUUCGGGCGUGCAUUGUGUUCAUCGUAUCCAGCUAUCUUUAUUGCUCGGAGGAUCCGAACCAGUGCUUGACUUACAGCAAGAUUGUGGCGACCAUUAUCGUUACUACUGGAAUUAUCAUUUUUACAAUGGGGAAACAGAGAGUUGCGAGCCACUUACUUUCCGAUAGUGGAACGGAGAAUCAAUGGUUUGUUUUGAUGAUAGUUGAGUUUCGUGUCCCGUUACCCUUUUGUUUGGAUAACCCCAUGAUUGGUUACCGAUAUAUGAACUUGAAAGCUUGCGAAAGUGCUACUGGAGGUGGCGAAGGAGUAGAAUGGCUCGUUGAAGAGAAUUAUGACAAUACUGAUGGUCAUCUUGUGUGCGAUAUUGAUGGGUUUUCGAUUCCCCGAAACAAGGGAGUUUACACGCUUAAGCAUUAUUUGAUCACCUCUAAAUUACCUUCCUGGUUAGUAAAAUUACUUCCUUCCGACUCGAUAUUCUUGGAAGAGAAAGCUUGGAUUUCCUCGGAGUACCGCUUUGCCAUCAUCACAUUCGGAUGUAUUAGCAAAAAGAGGUUUCAAAUCGUUUUGGAGAUGAAAUACGUGAAUCAAGACCGAGGAACCAUUGAGAACAUCUUCAAUUUAUCGGAAGAGCAGCUGAAGUCUAGAACCGUGCAGCAUUAUGAUGUAUGUGAUGCUUAUAAGUCAGAAAUCAUACCGGAUAAUGAGAAUAUUUGCAAGUUCUCUUCCCAGCACAUUAGUGGAUCUCCUCUUAGUCCUGGCUGGUGGAGAAAUCGACCUCUCAAUACCAUGUGCUGCCAAUACUGGCUUCUUCAUAUUAAUUUUCACUUUUUUGGGCUCCAACAACUUGGUGAAACCCUUAUUUUUCGAAAUCAGUGUUACAUGAAUCGACAAACCGAGAGACAGAUGCUCACUAUGAUCGAUUCGUGGAUUCAUUUGUCGGAAGAAGACAUCUACCGACUGGAGCUCGAAGGCAUGGACGAGUUGAAGAAUAAGAUGAAGUCAUCUGAGCGCUCCAUGGCAUACACUUCUGGAAUAUAG
This is a messenger RNA of Blastocystis hominis, 1923 nucleotides long. RefSeq lists its product as hypothetical. The transcript is spliced from 18 exons. The coding region runs from base 46 to 1923 and encodes 625 amino acids. The record is from RefSeq and is a predicted model, not a curated record. Lineage: Eukaryota; Bigyra; Opalinata; Blastocystidae. Gene Ontology annotation, biological process: phospholipid transport.